AUGAGAGUGACGGACCCCUCCACCACUCGCCGCAAGCUUUCAGUUUCCAGCCGUGAGAGCCUUCAGUUCUGGCUUAAGUGGUGCGAGGUUCCACCCCUCUUCUUUCCCUUGCAGAAACCUGCAGAUGUUCCCAUUGUCUGCGCCGCCGCCGACGCCCGCGCGGAUGGGGACCUUGUCGGGAUAGGGGGUUUUAUCGAAUGGCCUUCACGCCAAAUUUCGUGGUUCAGCCAGUCCUGGCGUGUCCCAGACCUGUCCUCACUGGGUGUGCCUUUGCAGGUGCCAGCUCACCAGGACAUCACAUGUUACGAGACGUUGGCACAGCUUGGCCUCAUUCUUUGUCUCCAUUCCGUGGUGCCCUUGGCACGCUGGACAGUCCGUCUCCACACUUGGUCCGACAACACAGGCGCAGAGGCAGGCAUCAAUAAGCUCUACAGCUCGGCCUUUCCUUUGUCAGUGUUUCUGAAACGCUUGUCAAUGUUGGCGUGCAUGACUGGCAUUGAGCUCGACGUGUUCCACGUACCCGGCGAAAAGAAUGACGAUGCAGAUUUGCUCUCCCGCUGGAGUGACGAGUCCCAGCCCUUGCCUGCCAAGUUCCUUCCGGACUUUCGUGUGGACUGCAGCCUCGCACGCAUCUGGCACUUUCGUUCCGAUGUGCGCCUUUGGCCUCCAGAUGCCAAGCUCAAAUGGCAGCCGCCAUAA
Molecule: messenger RNA, 699 nt
Organism: Symbiodinium natans
Lineage: Eukaryota; Dinophyceae; Suessiales; Symbiodiniaceae
Source: the annotation of a GenBank genome assembly